AUGAGUGAUAAUGAAGGAAGCUCGGAAAGAAGCCUCGAAUCAGGCCGAGCGUCGUCUACAAGAACGUUGGAUAGUUCCGAAACUCCGCCACCGGAUUUGAAUCGUCUUCGGCCGACACGAGUGCUGGCACGACGUGAAUAUGCUGAGGAUGGAGAUGAACAACCAUUUGAUAUGGUUGAUGGGGAUCUUUGUCGCUGGACGGAAGACGACAUCAGUAAGUUGACUUUAUUUGUGUUUAAAAUUGAUGUAUGAAUGUACUUCAUGUCUCAUGGGUUAACGUUGUUAGAAUACUGUUUUAAUAAUGUUUUAUAUUUAUAUAUUACACUUAACUUUUAGAUCUGAAGUAUGCAGCGGAAAAUGCUCGAUUGCCGUACGAUACCAUGGCCGAUAUUGAAGUAGAGCUGUUUCCAGAACAAUGUGUGGAUAAUGCUACUAAAAAUCUUUAUAUUUUCUUACGGAAUUUUAUUGUAAGUACAAGUUUUUACUGAUUUUGUACCUUUAUCUAUUCUAAUGUGGAGCUUUCAGAUAAACAUGUGGGAUUUGAAUAAUCGAGUCGAAGUAACUUUGGGCUCGGUGUACGACGAGAUUCCUGUUCAAUACAAGGGUUUAUACAGUUUAGUUCCGAAGAUCCACUUGUUUCUAGAGCGUUUUGGAUGUAUUAACCAUGGUGUAUUCACGCGAGUGGCUGAUAUUGAUGGUAAGAAAUGAUUUUUCUGUAAAUUAUGUGAAUUUUAUGUUUAGGAGAAGACGAACCACGGCAUAAACAUCGUGUAGUCGUUGUUGGUGCUGGAAUAGCUGGAUUGGUGUGUGCCAGGCAACUCAGGUUCUUUGGGUUUGAUGUUGUUGUACUUGAAGCGCGAGGGCGAAUUGGAGGAAGAGCCUUUACGCAUCAGGUUGGAAAAGGGCUGGAGCUUGGAGCCGAUAUUAUUGAAGGGUCGAGUACGUUUUUUUAGAUUGCUCGAUGUAAAAUACGCUGGGUGACUCUAAAAUUCGGGAAAAUAUUAUUUAGGUGCUGUAUUUUAUUAAAAAGUUCAAGUUAUAGUGUGUUUCUGACUUGAAAGCUUACUUUUUUAACUAAGAUUCAUAAACAUAUUUUAAUAAUAAUCUUUUGCAGCAGGAAACCCACUACUAACAGUCAUGUAUCAAGAAGGAUUGUCUAAAACAUUGUUGAUACCUUCAUGCCCCGUAUACGACUUUAACGGCGAUAUCUUACCGGAAAAGUUUGUGAAACCGGUGCAGAGGGUGUGGAGGACUCUGUGCGAAGCUGUUUAUCUUCUGACAAGGAUGCCGAAAGGUAUUGAAAGCUACAAAGGCUACAGUGGUUUGUUUGGUGGUAUGUUGGGGCUAUAACAACAGUAUGUUGUGGUCUUGUACGAUAUUGUUUAUAAUAAUUAUAGUUAUCUUUUAUCUACUUUUAGGAUACAAGAAGAUAGACCUUACUUUACAAGAGCUGAGGAAAGAACACCGAAGACGAAUUGACGAGUUGAGUGUUCAAGAGGUUGUGGAUAUGAUGUUAGAGUAGGUGUAAAUUUAUUUUGUUAGUUUUUAUGUUUAGGGCACAAGAAAUGGACGCUAUCGACAAGAAGUUGGAAGCCAGCAAGAGUUUGAAGUACCUUUCAGAGUAUCUGGAGGAAAUUGGGAAAGAGGUAUGUUGUAGACUCUGAAUGAUACCUAAAGUAUUGUCAAUGGUAUCAAAUUUAAUAUUGAAAUAUUUACUUUUCUUACUUCUUGCAAACCUUUUAAAGGCAAAAAAAGUUAGCGUAUAGACUUGAGUUUUACUGUUAAGUUCUAAUAAAAAAAUCAUUUCAGAUGAUAUUGAUCAACGAGUACAUCAAAACCGCAAAAGAUCGUUUGGAAGAGUUGGGAGCAGACAAUAUUGACAUAGAUCAAGAAGAACUGUUCAGUAUUCAGGAUGAAAGCUUGAGGGAAAAAGUUGUGGAGAUACGUUGUCUAGUUGAUGAUUUGGAAACGGCUAAGUCUUCAUUAGAAUAUCUGAUUUCACAGUUCAGCGACGUGGAGAGCGUGUCCAAGAACAUGAAAAACUCGGCACAUUUGUAA
Molecule: messenger RNA, 2058 nt
Organism: Bursaphelenchus okinawaensis
Lineage: Eukaryota; Metazoa; Nematoda; Chromadorea; Rhabditida; Aphelenchoididae
Source: the annotation of a GenBank genome assembly